Molecule: messenger RNA, 5357 nt
Organism: Mirounga angustirostris (Northern elephant seal)
Lineage: Eukaryota; Metazoa; Chordata; Mammalia; Carnivora; Phocidae
Product: rho guanine nucleotide exchange factor 18-like
Exons: 19
Coding region: 16-3369 (1117 amino acids)
Biological process (GO): small GTPase-mediated signal transduction
Molecular function (GO): guanyl-nucleotide exchange factor activity
Source: RefSeq, a predicted model, not a curated record
GCCGCGAUCGUGAACAUGGGGAACACGCAUUCCAAAAGCGGUGACAGAGACAGCACGCUCCGCGGCCACCCCGAGCUGUCUUUCUGCAGCUCUUUUCCUCGGAAAUGGAGCGAGAAUGUCUUUCUAGAUAACGAGCUGCUGACCUCCAAGAUCCUGUCCGUGCUGCGGCCACAGUCGGAACGGGGCUUUCGGACAGGCCACCUCCGCUACCCUGCCCACUUUCUCAGCACCAACUCUGUGUUUGCCUCUGUCGCAGCGUCCCUGAAGGAACACCCGAGGGCCACCCUCUUGUCUGAUGGCAGCCCAGCCCUGUCCAGGAAUGUCGGCAUGAUGGUCUCACAGAAGGGGGGUCCGCAGCCAGCACCCAGCCCGGCGGGAACGGGGACGCAGCUUGGACCAGUCACAGGAGAGAUGGAUGAAGCCGACUCUGUAUUUUUAAAAUUUAAGCAGGCAGCUGAUGACUCUCUCUCACUUACGUCUUCGAAUGCCGAGCCCAUUUUUGUAGAAGACCCCUGCACAGCCUCGCUGAGGAGUGAGAUCGAGGCGGACGCCCGCGAUUUCGAGGCUGAGUCCUGGAGCCUUUCCGUGGACGCGGCAUACGCAAAGAAACAAAAGAAAGAGGUGGUAAAGAGGCAGGAUGUGCUCUAUGAGCUGGUGCAGACGGAGGUGCACCACGUCCGGACUCUCAAGAUCAUGCUGAAGGUCUACUCCAGGGCCCUGCAGGAUGAGCUUCAGUUCAGCAGCAAGGCCAUCGGCCGCCUCUUCCCGUGUGUGGACGAGCUGCUCGACAUGCACAGCCACUUCCUGUCUCGGCUGAAGGAGCGCCGCCAGGAGUCCCUGGAGGAGGGCAGUGCCCGCAAUUACGUCAUCCAGAAAAUCGGGGACCUCCUGGUGCAGCAGUUCUCCGGCGAAAAUGGGGACAGAAUGAAAGAAAAGUACGGUGUCUUUUGCAGUGGCCACAAUGAGGCCGUCAGUCAUUACAAGUUGCUGCUGCAGCAAAACAAGAAAUUUCAAAGCCUGAUCAAGAAAAUCGGCAACUUCUCCAUCGUGAGGCGGCUUGGCGUGCAGGAGUGUAUCCUUCUGGUCACUCAGCGCAUAACCAAGUAUCCUGUGCUGGUGGAGCGCAUUAUUCAGAACACAGAAGCUGGCACCGAGGACUACAGAGACCUGACCCAGGCCCUGAACCUCAUCAAGGACAUCAUCUCCCAAGUGGAUGCCAAGGUCAGCGAGUCCGAGAAGGGCCAGCGCCUCCGGGAGAUCGCGGGGAAGAUGGACUUGAAGUCCUCCAGCAAGCUCAAGAACGGGCUGACCUUCCGCAAGGAGGACAUGCUGCAGCGGCGGCUCCACCUGGAGGGCACGCUGUGCUGGAAGACCACGUCGGGGCGCCUGAAAGAUGUCCUUGCUGUCCUGCUAACCGACGUGCUCUUGCUGCUACAAGAAAAGGAUCAAAAAUACGUCUUUGCCUCUGUGGACUCGAAGCGCCCGGUCAUCUUGUUACAAAAGCUCAUUGUGAGGGAGGUGGCCAACGAGGAGAAAGCCAUGUUUCUGAUCAGCGCCUCCCUGCAAGGGCCUGAGAUGUACGAGAUCUACACCAGCUCCAAAGAGGAGAGGAACACUUGGAUGGCCCACAUCAGAAGGGCCGUUGAGAGCUGUCCGGACGAGGAGGAGGGGCCCUUCAGCGAGGCCGAAGAGGAGAAGAAGGUGUUCGAGGCCCGCGCCCUGAGGCUGAGGGACUUCCAAGAGCGACUGAACAUGAAGGACCAGCAGAUUGCACAGAGCCUUGGCGAGAAGCAGCAGAUCUACCUGGAGAUGGCGGAGAUGAGCGGGCUCGAAGAUGUCCCUCAGUCGCGACUCCUCUUCCGAGGAGGGGAUCCCCCCGAGACCAUGCAGGGGGAGCUGAUCCUCAAGUCGGCCAUGAGUGAGAUUGAGGACAUCCACACCCUGAUCUGCAGGCAGCUGGGCAGCGCCAACGGCCAGGCGGAAGACGGGGGAGGCUCCGCGGGCCUGCCCCGCAGGGCAGAGACUUUUGGGGGCUACGACACUGUGAGCAUCCCCGGCAAGAAUGGCAGUUUGAAGAAGGCCUGCAGCAGCAACCCCGGCUCCCAAGACUGGCAAGGCCCGGUGAGCAGCCCAGACUCGAAGCCCAGCAACACCCCAGGGGCCUCUGAGGACGCCCCACCCGCAGUGGCGGUACCGGGGGCGGAGUCCGGCCGCCGGCUGCCCGCGGCCCUGGAGCUGGAGCUUGUCCAGCGGAUCCAGACCCUGUCGCAGCUGCUCCUCAGCCUCCAGGCGGUCAUCGCCCAGCAGGACAGCUACGUGGAGAUGCAGAGGGCCUCCAUCCAGGAGCACGAGAAGCAGCUGCGGCUGCAGUCCACGCGCGGGAACCUGCUGCUGGAGCAGGAGCGCCAGCGCAACUUCGAGAAGCAGCGCGAGGAGCUGGCCGCCGUGCAGAAGCAGCAGGGCCGCCUGCGCGGGGAGCAGCAGCGCUGGGAGCGCGAGCGGGAGCGCCAGCAGCACGAGCUGGCCCUGGCCUCGGCCCGGCUGCAGCGGUGCCAGAACGAGUCGCUGCAGCUGCAGGAGCGGCUGAGCCAGGAGCGCGAGCAGCUGGAGCAGCAGCGGCGCGCCUACCAGCACGACCUGGCGCGGCUGCGGGAGGCCCAGCGCGCCGUGGAGCGGGAGCGCGAGCAGCUGGAGCAGCAGCGGCGCCUCCGGAAGCAGAACACGGCGCCCGGCGCGCUGCCGCCCGACUCGCCGGCCGAGGCCCAGCCGCUAAGCCACACUCCCAGCUUCAACGGGGAGGGGCCGGAAAGGCCCGCCGCGCUCGCCAAAGCGCCAGGAGCCCGGGUGAGCACGCCGCUGGCCGGCCCGGGGCCCGAGUUCCCAGAGCGCCCCGAGAUGGCUCGCCGGGACAGCGCCCCCGCCGAGAGCCGGCCGGCCAAGAGCGAUGUGCCCAUCCAGCUGCUGAGCGCCACCAACCAGAUCCAGAGGCAGGCAGCUGUGCAGCAGCAGAUCCCCACCAAGCUGGCCGCCUCCACCAAGGGCGCCAAGGACAAGGGCAGCAAGAGCAGGGGCUCCCAGCGCUGGGACAGCUCAGCCUCCUUCGACCUUAAGCAGCAGCUGCUCCUCAGCAAGCUUGUGGGCAAGGACGAGAACAGCGCCCGGAACCGCCGCUCGCUGAGCCCCGUCCUGCUCAGCAGCCACAGCUCCGUGUCCCCCACGGACCCCUGCUGCCCGGCCCCAGCUGACGUCCCCCCCGAGUGCUUCUCCCUCAAGCCCGGGGGCGCCCCCGUGCCCCCCUCCCCCUUGCCACUGCCCACCACGCCGGGCGACAAGGAAGACAGCAGCAAGGAAGACGUCAUCUUCUUCUAGAGGGGGUGUGGCUCGAGGUGCAGACCCCUCCCUGUCCUGCUCUCCGGGGAACAGCCCAGUCCCUCUCCUCUCCCCGAGCAAAGCACCACCAAUGGCUGCUGGCUGGGGCCAGGGUCGGGGUCAGGGUCAGGGUCAGGGCCAGGGCUGGCCCGUCGCCUUGAGCCUCUUCCUGUAGGAUUAGCAGUGGUGCCUGGGUAACUUUCUAAACCUUUUUUUUUUUUUAACACAAAAAGGAAAGUUUUUAAUCGAAGGUUGAACCAGAGCUAACCCAAGGAACUGUGUGCAGUCGUAGCACCCGCUGGGGAGGGAGAGCGAGCGACUCCACGCCACUUUUCCAAGGUAGUGACAGACAGUGGUGGCUCCGCAAGAUGCCUGAGGACAGGCCGGACCCCAGGCUGAGGAGCAGGGGCUGGCCCUGGGGCUAGGUGGCGUCCACAGGAUCCGCUUCCGAAGCAGAGACCUACCUGUGUUCGUGGUGAACUUCAAGGCCAGGGCGUGAGUGCAGAUUGGGGGGGGGGGACACAGCCCAGCCGGGGACAGAAGGCCACAGGGCAGGGCGUAUGAAGAGGACGGCCAGUGGCACAGGUGACAGGUUCUGUAGGUUCUGAAAGGGACGGACCAUAACUCACUUUAAUUUGACAGAGGUUUUUAAAACCUGCUGUUGCCAAACUUGGUGCCUUCCAAAGGCACCUCAGCGUGGUGGCUUCUGUGGGGUUCGAGGGCCCCAGCCGUUCUCCGAGCGCUCAGCCUGUCCGGAGAAGCCCAAUCGACAGCGUUAGCCAGGGCAGCUCGCCCGAGGGUCCCAGCCCCCAUGAGAUGGGCGGGAUUUCCUGCGGCUGCAGGGAGGAAGGCCCCAGGGCAGGUGUCCCUCACCCUCAGGCAGGUGCUGGUACAAGGAAUGGAGCGGUGGGGCGCCAUGUCCUCGUGGACGAGGGAGAAAUGCUAGAGGGGUCACCUAGGGCCUGGAGACCUCAGAUGGGCAGGGGGCUCCAGGUGCCUCGUGUCCAGUGAGCUGAGCUAGCCUGUUGUCAGCUCCCCUGGAGGACAAGGGCCACCCAUCCCACUGCACAGCUCUAGAUGCUGGGGAUCGUGCUGGAUGUCCAGGAGCGCUCUGGGGCUGGCCAGUGGGUCAGAUGCACACUUCAGCUGUGGAGGAACUCAAGCCUGGGUGCAGGGUGGGGGAAUGGGGAUACUCCGGCCUUUGGUCCCCGGGCUCCCCCACUGAGCCCAGAGCCCCAUCCCUCCCAAAGUGCUCGUGGGAGGACUGGGGCCCCAGCUGACCAGUUCCGAACCUCUCCCAGGCACAGUGAGUGGUGUGCCGAGCCCGGCCUCUCUGAGAACCUCUGCCUGCUCCUUUCUCUCCCCCGGCCUCCACUUCGUGCUUGGGGCCUGCAGCAUCCGCGCAUCCUUGGGGAGCCAGGAGAAGCGUCCUCUCUCGGUCCUGCGACGCGUCCGAGCUCCUCUGUGCCAUGUCUGUGAUCAGUGUUUGCGUUUUCGUACUGAGACAUCUCCGAGCACUUUAGCAAAGUUGACUUUAAGUUGCUGUCCUGUUGUGAAGCGAACAUCUCUGGGCUCUCAUGCUGGGUGAUUCCACCGCCACACACCCCUGUCCACCGGCUCUGGUCUGACCCUCCGAGACGCCACGAUUCCUCAGCCGGUGACAAGUCGAAGGAACCGCCGCUCGGCCAUGUGGCAGGGAACUGGGGUGUCCCACCACGGGGCCACACAGCGGGGCAGUGUCAUCGUAGGUCCGUCUCUUGUCCGGGCAAGGUCACUCCCGGAGAGCCCGAUUUUAUUUGUACGGUUGGUGGUUGAGCAGAUCCUCUUAUUUCCGUGGAACCUGUGCACGUCUUCAUUAAUUGUGACCAUAAUCUUAGUCCAGCCGACAAUUAUUUUUACGAUGAUUGCAACAUUUCCUCACUGUGGGGUCUUUCAGAACCACCUUAAAACUUAAGACCUGAUUCCAGCAAUAAAAGUAUCGAAGAUGA